Molecule: messenger RNA, 2581 nt
Organism: Monomorium pharaonis (pharaoh ant)
Lineage: Eukaryota; Metazoa; Arthropoda; Insecta; Hymenoptera; Formicidae
Gene: insc
Product: protein inscuteable homolog
Exons: 5
Coding region: 1-2262 (753 amino acids)
Biological process (GO): asymmetric cell division; regulation of asymmetric cell division; apical protein localization
Cellular component (GO): apical cortex
Molecular function (GO): cytoskeletal adaptor activity
Source: RefSeq, a predicted model, not a curated record
AUGAGCGCCUUCAAAAGAUAUCAGAGCAAGGUGUUCUGGAACCAAAUGGCUGUACAUGAUCUGGAGGACGAUCAUUUUGCAGGAAGAAACGAUCCUCCGCGUUACUCUCUUAACGAAUGUAAAAAGGAGGAACCGAAAGAAGAAGAAGAAGAAAAUUCGACCAAAUCGGAAAACGACACGGUCGACAAUGCGAAUAUUACCGCAAUACACGUGUGUAAUAAAAGCGACGAAAAUAUAAAACAGAACGAGUGUCGGAUUUCAUUGAUACGCGACGAAAGUUUGACGCGUCGCAGAAUGACAACGGACGAGACGGAUAAAAGAGAAGAGAGGGAGGAGGAGGAGGAGGAGCGCGAGAUAAGAAAUAGAUCUUAUAGCCCUUUGAGUCAGGAUUUCAAGAGCCAGGACUCCGGAUUCUCCGAUUCCGAAAGAUCGGACUGCUCGGAGGCUUAUGAAAACGCGACUCCGAGACGGAAAUUGAGGACGAAACGAGUAAGGAGACGCAGAAUUCAGCUGGCUUCACCGUGGCUAGAAGAGGGAUCUUCCCCGAUGCCGACGCACACAUCCACGCCGAAAGAUACCAGGAUAUUCGCAAGGCAUCGUUUCAGGAAAUCCGCAAGCAGCCUAUCACGAGAACGGAGAGCUGACGAGAAGCGGGACGAGGCGUCGAAAGUACCCUCCUCCGUCUCGGUGCAGUCAGGAGAGAAUCUGUGCGACUUUUUGUACGCGUCCGAGCCGCCGGAAGACAGCGUUCAGCCGUCAAUAACGAAAUCGCGGGCUUCCACCAACGGAAGCGCGAACGCGACUGCUGUCGGCAGGGAUGUGUUGAACUCGAGAAAUUAUCGUCAAUCGUCGUCCAUGAGGGCAUGGCUGACCGAUCUCGCUACGACGACCGAAAGCGAAUGCGGCAGCACGCUUCAAAGCAAGAAUCUUCCGCGCAGAGGAGUUCGAGUGAUGUCCGGCGAAGUUCACGCGCGGGAUCUAAAGAAGCUGUCCUCCGCGGCCACCGCUGCCGCAAGCAAACUUCUGGUUAGCGCGGAACACUUCGAGCAGCAUUAUCGGAGCAUCGUGGAGAAAAUAACUCAGUUGGAAGGCGGCAGAUUCGAAAUGGAGCUUCUUCGUAGUAUAGAGGAAACCGCGUUUUCGAUUCUCUCUCAACUGGGCGCACCUCCUCCUCGCAGAAUACAGCAAGGUAAUCAAAGGAGCAUUGUCGCGCAGUUGCAAAAUAUGAAGAUGUACGUCGACAGCACGGUCGACACGCGCUUGGACUUUUACAUAGAGAAAAUAGUCCGAAGUCUCGAGGAAGCUCCACGGGGAGAUAGUAGCGUGACUAGAGGCGCUUUGGCAGCUCUGACGGCUCUAGGAUUAUCGGAUCCUCGCGCUGGAAGCAGCAUAGCUCGGUGUUCCGGCAUAAAGGCCCUCUUGACGUGUCUCGUUACCAUCGGUCAUACACCGGACGAUCUCGUCGCGACCUCGUUACGCGCUCUGGCCAGCGCGUGCAGCUCCGCAACCGCGAUCGAGUAUUUCGCUCGAGAAGGCGGUCCCGAAAUCCUGACGGAUCUCCUGAACGCGGAAUCCACUUCCGAGAAGGAGAAGACUGAAGCCACUGCUUUGGUGGUGCAAAUCACAGCGUCGUGGACCAACGCGCGGGGUUUACCGUACCUCGAACCUUUCGCGGACUCGUUGAUUCCGUCGUUGAAUUGGGUGGUCGAGAAUACCAAUUGCGCGCAGACUCUGCUGUUGGCCGCCGCAGCGCUGAAUCAGUUGUCCAAGUCGCGGAUAUGCGCUACGAUUAUACUUGAAGAGGAUAGCGUGAGGAAGCUCCUGAGAAGCGUGAAGAAAUUCGUCGGUGGUAAUGUGUGGCUGAUGGAGCAGGUCGCCGCGUUGAUCGGUGAACUAGCGCGGCUUCCCGAAGGCCGAUCGCAUCUAGCAAAGGCGCGAGCCUCUGUAGCGCUAGUUUCUUUUCUCCGAAUGAGGCCACCAGGCUUAGAGGACGCGUACAAGCGGCUGGAGGUCACCGCGACAGCCGCGCUAACUCGACUCUGCGUGGAGCCGGAGAUCGCAAGACAGGUGGUCGCCGUCGGCGGCGGGGAUUGCCUGUCAGAGCCAUACAAAGUAAACGAGCCCGAAGCGGAUCAGAAGGAUGAGGAGGCACAAACGGGAACGGGCUUGUUCAGGUACACCAGAUCGUUAAGACGGGCCUGCAAGAAGGCCGCGAAGCAGAUCGGGAUCGCAAAGGCCAAGGAUCACAGCCCACUGGACUGAGGGGAAAAUUCUGGAAAGGAAAAAAAAUUCAUUGUAAUAAUUCGUACAAUGAUGAACAAGUUAAACGCACAAAGAGAAGACUGUAAAUAUGUUUUACAAUCACGAGCUAUAAUAUAAUCACGGUAUUUUAUUAUAUUAUAAAAAAGCGUAACGCGGGGAAAACAAGUAUGUAUGUUAAAAAUGUACAGAUUUACAUGUAAUUUUCGACGCACCGUAUUGCAAGGUUGUGUACUGUAAAAAAUAUGAAUACUUUAUUUUGUAAUGUGCUAAAAAAAUGUGCCAUAAUACACAUACGCAUUUAUAAAAAUAUAUAUAUAUC